Messenger RNA from Asterias rubens (European starfish), 2459 nucleotides. RefSeq names its product deubiquitinase DESI2-like. Gene Ontology annotation, molecular function: deubiquitinase activity. Gene Ontology annotation, biological process: protein deubiquitination. Bases 464 to 1039 code for a protein of 191 amino acids. Lineage: Eukaryota; Metazoa; Echinodermata; Asteroidea; Forcipulatida; Asteriidae. The transcript has 6 exons. The record is from RefSeq and is a predicted model, not a curated record.
AGUCGCCCCUUUCAAAGUCGCCUAGGUCAACUUUGCAGUAAGCGGCCGGCAUUGCUAGGCCGGCUUGCGGAUUGCGACUUUGUUGGGGACGACUAUGUAGUUGCUGGCGAGGUGACUGGGUUACCACUGCAUCAACAGACUGUUGCGUCGAGAGAUCUUAAUAGCUAGCUUUAAGUGUGAAUCAUCAAUGUAUAUAUAUAGCAUAUACUGUAGUGUUGAUUGCAAUGCUAGAUCGGUCUAUCCUUCAAAACAUAAUGUCGUACGUUUUAUUUGGAUGGAUUGGUAGUGAAAAAGAAAGUACCAUGCACUAAUUAUAACAUCAAGCAAAACCUAUCUAAUCUGGAUCGACUGCGGAUCCCGACAACAGUCACGUACAUCCUUGAGCUGGGAAAGAUUGAUUGAAGAUUCUUAAGAUAUAACCCUUCCCAAUUCGAGUGGCCCCCUGGGGCCUGUCAUCAAAGCAAUGUCUUCCGGAAUCUCCAAUGGGGAUGUGAACCUGCACUUAAUGACUGAGGUGCAACUCAAUGUUUACGAUAUGUACUGGACCAAUGAGUAUACGUCAACACUAGGUCUUGGAGUUUUUCAUGCUGGCGUGGAGGUCUAUGGGAAAGAGUAUGCCUUCGGUGGGCAUCCAUUUCCCUUCACUGGAAUAUUUGAAAUUGAACCCAGAGAUUGUGACGACCUUGGAGAGCAGUUUCAAUUCAAGGAGUCCAUAUCACUGGGAGAGACGGAUCUUCCAGAGGAUGCAGUCACCAAGGUCAUUGAUUGCCUCGGCAAGAAAUACCCCGGAGACGAAUAUCAUCUAAUACGCAAGAACUGUAACCACUUUGCCCAAGAGUUUGUUCAGAUCCUAUGCAGGAGAGACAUCCCCAGCUGGAUCAAUAGACUAGCCACAGUCGGUGCCCGCCUCCCCUUCAUGGAGAAGAUGCUCCCCAAGGAAUGGCUUACCCCUUUAGCAUUAGAACCCUCCAUCAAGGAGCCUGAACCGUCCCGCAACCAGACCAGUACGGGUGCUGCUAGCAACGGCGGGAACAGCUGAUACCUAGCUCUAUCCCUACCCCACUCCCCCCCGCCCUACCCCCUCCUUGAGAAAUAAUAUUUAUUCUUAACAUGGUUUGUUCUUCCUGUUUAUAUCUAUAACAAAAAAAAAUGUAAAGAAAGAAGAAAAGAAAAAAAAGUAAAACAAGUUUUUAAUAUAUCAUUGACAGGAAUUUUUGUACCAUUUAUUGGACAUCAGUUGUCUGCUUACCAUAGAUGACAAUUGCUGAGUUUAUAUUUUAGGGAAGAAAUGAUGCGUUUACUAUAAUUACUAAUGAUUGGAAUAUAAGGUGUUCUAGAGAAAAUGAAAGUUAAGUUUAACACUGUACAAAAGUCUCUGUUUGAAAUAUAAAUGCACAGAAAUAUGAUAAAUCCUAGCUGACGAUUUUGUUUACUAUUCUUGGGUCUUAGAAUAAAAUCCUUGAAAAUAUUUAUGAAACUGAAGUAAGUUUGGAUGUUUCACUUAAACUGCAUUCUUUUUCAAAGUAUUUACUUAAUUUUGUUUGGGGGUGCACCACCUUGAAGUAUUGAACGCAAGACAAAGCACUCAAUGCAAUAGUCACUCUUACUAGUUACAAUAGUUUACUCUUGAGAUACUUAAAUACAAGCAAAACGAAUACUCACUCAAAACACAAGUGAGAUCAAUCUUCUUUCGUUCAAAUUGAAACAGUUAAAAUCUGAAACUUAGUUGUUGUGUUACUGUAGUUUUCCCAUUUCAAUUCAGGUCUUGUAAAAAAUACUCUGGUCCAGUAAACAUUCUGAACUACUAGUCCUUUGGACUUGUUGUUAUUCCUUCUCAGAAAUUGGAGCCCCCGAGUAUGCUCACGUAAUGUAAGUUAUGUGCUGUCUCUGCAAACCUAGCCUUGCCCAAGGAAUUCGCAUUAUUCACUCCGAAAAGACGCCGCUGUAAACCCACCCGUAUACACUGUGCUUAGCGUGUGUAAGCACACCGCACGACCCAAACGUAUACAUGUACACUGUCACACCGCUGUGCACAAGUCAUCUGCACUAGUACCACUUAUCCGCAUGUGGAGGCCGUGGCUACAGCCUCUGCACACAGCUAGUGUACGGGGCGUUGUGUCGUGUGUUUUGGUUACACACAUUUUGCGCAGGGGGGCAUACGGGUGGGUUUUUAUAGUGGCGUUUUUUUUGGGGGAGUAAAUAAUUCGACUACCUUGAGCAAGGCUACUGCAAACCUAAUAAAUAUCUCUGUGCAAAACAUACACUUUACAACAUGAAAACAAGUAUUGGAGAGUUUACUAUGUAUUCAAGUAUUAUUAUGUACACUUAUGAAAGGUAACAAGGCAUACUCAGCAGUCACACAGAUGAAAGAACUUUGGCAUGCUCUGUAUUUCUAUGGCCUGUUCACUGCCAUUUUGUCAAAAGGUCUUAUUGCUAAUUGCAAAUGAGUACAGUAGUAA